AUGGCUCGCAAGUUCUUCGUCGGCGGCAACUUCAAGAUGAACGGCUCCAAGUCGUCCAUCAAGGAGAUUGUCGACAACCUCAACAACGCUGACCUUGACAAGAACGCUGAGGUCGUUGUCUCCCCUCCUGCCCUCUACCUCCCCAUUGUCCGCGAGACUCUCCGCAAGGACGUCGAGGUUGCCGCUCAGAACGUCUACGACAAGCCCAACGGCGCUUUCACUGGCGAGAUCUCCGUCUCCCAGCUCAAGGACAGCGAGAUCAACUGGGCCAUCCUCGGUCACUCUGAGCGCCGAACCAUCAUUGGCGAGUCUGACGAGGUCAUCUCCUCCAAGACCAAGUACGCUACCGAGAACGGUCUCAAGGUCAUCUGGUGCUGCGGCGAGUCCCUCGAGACCCGUGAGGCUGGCAAGACCAUUGAGUUCGUCUCUGCUCAGAUCGAGUCCCUCAAGUCCCAGAUUUCCGACUGGUCCAACAUUGUCAUCGCCUACGAGCCCAUCUGGGCCAUUGGUACUGGCAAGGUUGCCACCACUGAGCAGGCCCAGGAGGUCCACAAGGCCAUCCGUGACCUCCUCCGUAGCAUCAGCGACAAGGUUGCUGACGAGACCCGCAUCCUCUACGGUGGCAGUGUCAACGAGAAGAACUGUGGCGAGCUCUCCAAGCAGGCCGACAUUGACGGUUUCCUCGUUGGUGGUGCUUCUCUCAAGCCUGCUUUCGUCGACAUCAUCAACGCUACCAAGCAGUAG
This is a messenger RNA of Fusarium poae, 744 nucleotides long. It is a transcript of the gene TPI1, whose product is annotated as triosephosphate isomerase. The coding region runs from base 1 to 744 and encodes 247 amino acids. Gene Ontology annotation, cellular component: cytosol. Gene Ontology annotation, biological process: gluconeogenesis; glycolytic process; glycerol catabolic process. Gene Ontology annotation, molecular function: triose-phosphate isomerase activity. The record is from RefSeq and is a predicted model, not a curated record. The transcript is spliced from 4 exons. Lineage: Eukaryota; Fungi; Ascomycota; Sordariomycetes; Hypocreales; Nectriaceae.